Molecule: messenger RNA, 375 nt
Organism: Miscanthus lutarioriparius
Lineage: Eukaryota; Viridiplantae; Streptophyta; Magnoliopsida; Poales; Poaceae
Source: the annotation of a GenBank genome assembly
AUGGUGUUGGCUGUUGCAGACGAAGUCGAGGACCCGGAGCACGGUGCCGCGGCGGAGCGCGCCGUCCGCGACGAGGUGGUUCAGAUCGGAGACGAGCGCGCCCUCCAGGCAUUGGGCACCGUCGGAGAGCACCCGCAUGCACCGCGAAGUGGCGGUCAGUCACUCUCCGCGUCCACCGCGGCAGCAUCUGCACGUCCGCCACCUUUAGCACCGGGCGGAGCCCCCGCGCCGGCAGCUGCUCCGGCAUCAGCGCCACCGCCCCACGCGACAGGUCCACCCCCAUCUCCAUGCCGAAGAGGGGCCUCGUGGAAGGUUCCUGGAGCAAGCAAUCGGAUGUUGGCUGUUGGGGAGGGUAGGGAGCAGUGGAGUGCUUGA